AUGAAGAUUCUGGCUGUUUCCGCACUCGUUUGCGCCUUGAUGGCUCUCACCAGAGCUGCUGCUGUUCCAGACGCAGAGGUGAAGGACCAAAUAGUUAAGAGUCACCUGGUCAAAAGGUCCGAAUCUUGUCCUGCUGGUUGGACUGAGUACAACGGUCACUGUUUCCAUUACGUUCCACGAGACAUGAAUUGGGCGAAAGCUGAGAAAAGCUGCCAGUCCAUGAAUGCGAACCUAGCAUCCGUACAUAACAUGCAAGACUACCAUGAGAUUCAGAAGCUGAUAAUGAGCGCCAGUUAUGAGUUCAAGCCAUCUUGGAUUGGAGGUUCUGAUGCACAAAUGGAGGGUGUUUGGCUGUGGAGCGACGGCUCACGUUUCACUUAUCAGAACUGGUGCUCUGGACAGCCUGACAAUCUUUGGGGGCAGCAUUGUUUGCUGAUGAACACUGGAGAAAACAAGUGCUGGGAUGAUUCGAGGUGUAACAGUCCACAUCCGUUCGUCUGUGCCAAGAAAAUCACUGACAUUGAGAUAUGACGCAACUGUCAAAAUCCCUGGAUGGUGGAUGUGUGUGUUUAUAUGUGCAAACGUAUCUGUCUUUGUUUCAUCAGUCUCAUAUAACCUCAAGUCAGUAUAUCUUAUUUGACAUAAUUUCUUUGCUAUUGCUGUAAUGCUACUCAAAGGAACGAAGCGACAAGUGACAUAAAGAGAAGUUUGAUUUGUCUCUAAGGUCUUGCGCCUAAAGAGCAGACUGAUUGUGUUUUGAAAAGAAUGCUUAUAGCACCUUAAACUGAAUGAACUCGUCUUUCUUGUCUAAUUUAAUAGUAAAAGGCUGAAGCAUU
Molecule: messenger RNA, 836 nt
Organism: Scomber japonicus (chub mackerel)
Lineage: Eukaryota; Metazoa; Chordata; Actinopteri; Scombriformes; Scombridae
Product: type-2 ice-structuring protein-like
Exons: 6
Coding region: 1-531 (176 amino acids)
Molecular function (GO): signaling receptor activity
Source: RefSeq, a predicted model, not a curated record